Pelobates cultripes (western spadefoot toad) is the source of this 193-nucleotide messenger RNA. Lineage: Eukaryota; Metazoa; Chordata; Amphibia; Anura; Pelobatidae. The record is from the annotation of a GenBank genome assembly.
AAUCCCGCGCCUCAAAUUCCUACCUGAUACAGCUCCACGAGAUGUUCUCCUCAGAGCUCAUUAUUAUCACAUCAUGGAGCACAUCCUCCGUGCUAGCCGAAAUAAACUGAAACCUCCAGCAUAUUACCCAACUGUAAAGAUUUUUGCAGACCUUUCAGCGACCACGCUCCGCAAACAUAAAUAUUUCUCCCAA